Messenger RNA from Rhagoletis zephyria (snowberry fruit fly), 450 nucleotides. RefSeq names its product RNA-directed DNA polymerase homolog. NCBI's taxonomy places the organism in Eukaryota, Metazoa, Arthropoda, Insecta, Diptera, Tephritidae. The record is from RefSeq and is a predicted model, not a curated record.
AUGAGCGGAUUUGGUAUGAUUGAACCAUCAGCGAGUCCAUGGAGUUCGCCGAUAGUACUUGUGAAGGAGAAGGAUGGUCAAAUGCGGUUCUGCGUAGACUACCGGAAAUUAAAUGAUGUGUCGAAGAAUGAAAGCUAUCUAUUUCCCAAGAUAUAUGAUACUUUGGACUCAUUGACUGGAACAAAGUGGUUCCCAACACUCGACGUUAAGAGCGGUUAUUGGCAAGUGAAGGUAAGUGACGGGGACAAGGAAAAUAUAGCUUUCAGCGUUGGAGAUGGUCUUUGGCAAUUCACGGUGAUCCCCUUCGGAUUAUGCAACGCUCCUGCCAAUUUUGAAAGACUUAUGGACCAUGUGCUUAAAGGACUGCAUUGGAAAACAUGUUUGGUGUAUCUAUACGACAUUAUCGUCUUGGGUAAAAGCUUUGAGGAACACCUGAAUAAUUUGGAAUAA